Messenger RNA from Peromyscus leucopus (white-footed mouse), 1804 nucleotides. RefSeq names its product calcium modulating ligand (gene Camlg). The transcript is spliced from 4 exons. NCBI's taxonomy places the organism in Eukaryota, Metazoa, Chordata, Mammalia, Rodentia, Cricetidae. Gene Ontology annotation, biological process: tail-anchored membrane protein insertion into ER membrane. The record is from RefSeq and is a predicted model, not a curated record. Bases 514 to 1398 code for a protein of 294 amino acids. Gene Ontology annotation, cellular component: GET complex.
AAGUGAGAAGACUACGGACACGGAAGUGCCUGGGAAAACCUGGCAGAUGUACUGUGAAAAAUGAUAAUCACAAACACCCACCACCAAACCCCAGGGCUACUCUCGGAAAGCAUCGCACCCGCAAUUACGUAUCCUAGGAGCAAAGUCGCUUAAGAUUGGUAACAAGCGCCUGCCGCUGCAACCUCCAUUUUGCUUCCUGGCAGAGAAUAAAAUGGACUUGUGCCCCACUGGCAUUUCACCCUUCAGGAGGGCAUCGGUCUCUUCACCUUCGAGAGCACCUGAGUGGUAACCUGGCGGUAAGGAACCAGAGCAGUACCAACGCAGGUCACGAAAAACCUCGAACCCGGAAUGCCCUCACUCAACAUGGCGGCUGAGAGGACAUCCGCGCAUGCUCGCCCCUCAGUACCCGCCCCCUAGGGGCGGGACUACAGUGGGAGUGGGACGGAACUCCGCGGCCCUGCCCUAAGUCGGAGUCGCCUUUGGCGUCGCCCCGCUCCAGCCCGCGGAGAAAGCAUGGAGCCAGUGCCUGCGUCCACCGACGGCGGGGACAGGCCCGCGGCCCCCUCGGGCCUGUCGGCUUCUCAGCGUCGAGCGGAGCUGCGGAGGAGAAAGCUGCUCAUGAACUCCGAGCAGCGCAUCAACCGCAUCAUGGGCUUUCACAGGCCCGGGAGCGGCGCCGAAGAAGAAAAUCAAACAAAAUCAAAGCCCCAGGACAGUGACAAACUGAACUCCCUCAGCGUUCCUUCCGUUUCAAAGAGGGUGGUGCUCGGCGAUUCAGCCAGUGGUGGAACAGCUGGCCAGCCCGGUGCUGUGGCGGAGGUUCAGGGCGCUCAGCUGGGAGACAAACUGGACUCACUCAUCCAGCCACCAGAGUGUGGUAGUAGUGAUGGUGUAGAGCUCCGGCAUCGCAGCAGAGGUGACCCUGCAGCAGCUGCGGCCCAGAGGGCGUCGCACCACGGUCUAGAACAGUACCUUUCCAGGUUUGAGGAAGCCAUGAAACUGCGCAAACAGCUCAUCAGCGAGAAGCCCAGCCAGGAAGAUGGAAGUUCAACAGAAGAAUUUGACUCUUUCCGAAUAUUUAGAUUGGUGGGGUGUGCUCUUCUUGCUCUCGGCGUCAGAGCUUUCGUUUGCAAAUAUUUGUCUAUAUUCGCUCCAUUUCUUACUUUGCAACUUGCGUACAUGGGACUAUACAAAUAUUUUCCAAAGGGUGAGAAGAAGAUAAAGACCACAGUGCUGACGGCUGCGCUGCUGCUGUCUGGAAUCCCUGCUGAAGUGAUAAAUCGGUCCAUGGAUACCUAUAGCAAGAUGGGCGAAGUCUUUACAGAUCUCUGUGUCUACUUUUUCACUUUCAUUUUUUGUCAUGAACUGAUUGAUUAUUGGGGUUCUGAAGUACCCUGAAAUCCGAAGAACUCAGAAGUUUACAAAGUGAAAACAAUUUCUCUUCUAUAUUACAGUGUCUCUAAAGGGGACAAAUUGGUUUAUAUCUUUAUGAAAUUCUUUUACUCUGCAGAAAACUAACUUAUUAGUUUCCCUGAUUUAAAAGGGUUGACUUUGUAUCAGUACUGGUAUGAGUAACCAAAUAGAAUAACAAUGUCAUUAACAGUUUUUCUUGUUUAAUUAGAAAUCCAGUCUUAUACCUUUCCCCUAACUUCUGACAUUUAUAAUCCCUCUUGUGGGACUGGGCUGUUACUUUGAGGGGAGUAGAUAAAGUGAUCUCAGCCUGCCUAAAGGACUGUGACUUGGAUUUGUGUCAUUCUGUCCUGAAAAGUGAAAACAUCCUAAAAAUAAAGUGAAUGGAAUUGAA